This is a messenger RNA of Fusarium odoratissimum NRRL 54006, 5014 nucleotides long. Its product is annotated as insulysin. NCBI's taxonomy places the organism in Eukaryota, Fungi, Ascomycota, Sordariomycetes, Hypocreales, Nectriaceae. Gene Ontology annotation, molecular function: metalloendopeptidase activity; metal ion binding. Gene Ontology annotation, cellular component: cytosol; mitochondrion. The coding region runs from base 1607 to 4678 and encodes 1023 amino acids. Gene Ontology annotation, biological process: peptide catabolic process. The transcript has 3 exons. The record is from RefSeq and is a predicted model, not a curated record.
CAUCGUCUCGGAUUUAUUUGCCUAUCUGCCACCUCCUUUUGUUCCUUCAUACACGCACACAUCUCCGCCUCAGCAUUCCACGAUGGUUAUUAAUAGGCAGAGGCUUUUGUUGUCUGGCCAAGCUCAUCAUACGUGAUGAAGAGACAGCACCUUGCUGACGAAUUGUUGCUUAGUUGUUUAGCCACCUCAUUUUGAACACAUCACAUUAGCAAGGACAAAAACGAAGAAAGGCCUGGAAGGACUUGGCUACCUACCUACCUUACCCAGCAUCAACUCCCCGGCAUUCCCUUUAGCAUCUAUUCAAAUCUAGCACCCGCAAGACAACUGAGAACUGUCGUGUCCCUCAAAGAGUCCAGGGUCCAGAACGUUCGUGUCUCAAUAUCCAUUAUCCUUGUCAACUUCCAGAGCUACUAAGCAAGCCAUCAUCACCCAACAAGGUUGUUCUUGUCCGUCCUCGAUAUCAGGGACCAGCCAAGACCCUUGAUUCCAAAAAGGAUUCGGGAUUGGUCAUUCGAAAACUGAUCCUAUUUCGAGAUAGGGUCCGUACACGCCGAGAAACUCUUUCAUCAUUACCGAAUCGGUAAAACUCGGUAUCCUUCUCUUCUCUUUUCUUCUCUUCUUACCCUGACAGCCAUCUCAACGGAGGCUCACCCAUCUUUACUGGUAACACUGCUCCACAGGCAUCAGUAGAUCGCUGGUUUUGCACAGACCCUUGGCUUCUUUAUUCUGCUGUGCGCGUGCUCAAUAUCGAGUGGCGCACCCCACAAGCUCAAUCAUCGCCUUCAAAGUGGUUCGGUCAUAGAAGGACACAAUUCAAAAGUUCAACUCAAUUCAACAGUCUGACUGGUCUGGCUCAAGAAUAUCCCCCGUUUGCGCCAGCAAUAUUCUAACCCUAGUCAGUUAGAAAGUGAGGAAACUAAGCUAAGGUAACCUCCCCAUGUCCUUGCAGAGCCCUCCCGAGGCGAUGUUUACAUACAUAUAACCAGCACAGGUACCUUUUUCAUGACAUAGGUAACUAAUUGUCUGCAGCCCAGCUUGCCUUUCCAAGGUCUAGGAUCCUAGCUUCCCCAUCUGCUUCAGCAUCUUUCAGAUCUAGCCCCUGUAUCCAUCCAUUCCAUUGCUGGCAUCAUACCCCUCACCCCUCAGUAAGUACCUUACCUACUCCCCCGCGACACGGCCCUGCCCUGCCCUGCCCUGUAGCCUCCAGGGACUGUCUUACAGUGGGAGCCUUACCUACGGGACGGUAUCCGUUCUGUACCUUACUUCCAGGUCACUUCUGCUUUGCCAUUGUCAUACUUACCGUACUGCAUUAUUUUCUUAAUUCUCGACAUCAAUUGGAUCACAUUCGUUCCAUUGUCCUGCGUCUAUUGUCCUGUACGCGCCGACUUUGUCCAAUCGACUCUCGUACCUGAGCACGCAACUCGUACGAACCCUUGCGAUCGGCGACCUGCCCUACCACAGUUCACGGCCGUUUUCUUCCUCCGGUUUCCGGAUACAACUUGUGCCGUGUGUGUCGGUGUCACUGUCGGUGUCGGUGUCGGUGACAGUAUCGGUGUAGGACUUUGGUUUUGCGCCUGCAUUUGCAUCUGCAUUUGCAACAUACACAAUGCCUCACUCUCAGCAUGAAGAAGAUGCCUCCGCAGCGACGGGUGGUGCUCCCAUACCGGUGACGCUUGUUACCGACUCUCUCGAGAAGCCUUCCCUCGAUGACCGCGACUAUCGAGUCAUUCGUCUUGGCAAUGAGCUCGAGGCUCUCCUGGUGCAUGAUCCCGAGACCGAUAAGGCCAGCGCUGCCCUGGAUGUCAAUGUGGGAAAUUUCAGCGACGAGUCUGAUAUCCCCGGGAUGGCCCAUGCGGUUGAACAUCUUCUUUUCAUGGGCACCAAGAAAUUCCCAAUUGAGAACGAAUACGGCCAAUACCUCUCCGCCAAUUCAGGAAGCUCAAAUGCUUACACUGGGCCAACAUCGACGAACUAUUUUUUCGAUAUUUCUGCCAAGCCGGACAAUGACCAGGAUCCUUCAGAUACCAACCCUUCUCCUCUGCGCGAGGCCCUGGAUCGAUUCGCUCAGUUCUUUAUUGAACCGCUCUUUCUACCCGAGACCCUGGACCGAGAGCUGAAAGCUGUUGAUUCAGAAAAUAAAAAGAAUCUUCAAAAUGACACAUGGAGGCUUCAUCAGCUAGAGAAGUCUCUAUCCAACCCUAACCACCCGUUCUGUCACUUCUCAACCGGCAAUUUUGAGGUUCUCAAGACACUUCCUGAGGCACGUGGAAUUAAUGUGAGGGACAAGUUUAUCGAGUUCCACGCCAGACACUACUCGGCAAACCGCAUGAAGCUGGUUGUUCUGGGUAGAGAACCGCUUGACGUGCUUCAGAAAUGGGUUGCCGAGUUGUUCUCUCCUGUCGUCAACAAAAAGCUUCCACCAAACAGAUGGCCAGGCGAACUUCCUUUCAGGGAAACCGAUCUCGGUAUGCAGUGUUUCGCGAAGCCCGUCAUGGACUCCAGAGAGCUUAACCUGUAUUUCCCCUUCAUCGAUGAGGAGUUUAUGUUUGCUACUCAACCUAGCCGAUAUAUUAGUCAUCUCAUCGGGCAUGAGGGCCCUGGAAGUAUCAUGUCAUAUAUCAAGUCCAAGGGUUGGGCAAAUGGUCUUAGUGCCGGCGCCUACCCUGUUUGCCCUGGGACUCCUGGUAUCUUCGAUGUACAGGUUCGCUUGACGGAAGAAGGUCUUAAGAACUACCCUGAAAUCGUCAAGAUCUUUUUCCAGUACAUCACUCUCCUGCGUGAGAGCCCACCCCAGGAGUGGAUAUUUCAAGAGCAGAAGGGAAUGGCUGAUGUCGAUUUCAAGUUCAAGCAGAAGACGCCUGCCAGUCGCUUUACCAGCCGAAUCAGCUCGGUCAUGCAAAAGCCUCUUCCUCGGGAAUGGUUGCUCAGUGGGCACAGCCGUCUCCGAGAAUUUGCUCCUGAUGAGAUCGAAAAAGCCCUUGCCACGAUUCGCCCGGAUAACUUCCGCAUGGUCAUUGUAUCACGCAAUUAUCCUGGCAACUGGGACCAGAAGGAAAAGUGGUACGGAACUGAAUAUCGACAUGAAAAGAUCCCCGAAGAUCUUAUGGAGGAGUGCAAGAAAGCUUUUGCAGUCUCUCCCAAAGAUCGACUGCCUGCCCUUCACCUGCCUCACAAGAACCAGUUUAUUCCCAACAAGCUCGAGGUCGAGAAGAAGGAGGUGGCCGAGCCGGCACUGAACCCCCGGGUUCUUCGCAAUGAUAGCAUUGCCAGGACAUGGUGGAAGAAGGAUGAUACCUUCUGGGUUCCUCGCGCCAAUGUUAUUGUCAGCUUGAAGACACCACUUAUAUAUGCUUCGGCAGAAAACAACGUCAAGGCUCGACUGUUCUCAGACCUCGUCCGUGAUGCACUCGAGGAGUACUCGUACGACGCGGAGCUGGCUGGCUUGCAGUACAACGUCAGUCUCGAUUCGCGCGGCCUGUUCUUGGACGUUAGCGGCUAUAAUGAUAAGCUGCCUGUGCUCUUGGAACAAGUCGUCACAACAAUGCGAGACCUGGAUAUCAAGGAAGAUCGUUUUGAGAUUGUCAGGGAGCGCUUGAUCCGAGGAUACAGCAACUGGCAGCUGCAAUCAUCCUACCACCAAGUUGGCGAUUACACCAAUUGGCUCAAUGCCCCCGAACGGGACUUUAUUGUAGAGGAGCUCGCAGCGGAGCUUCCAAGUGUCACAUUGGAAGGUGUCAGGCUGUUCCAGAAGCAGAUGCUUGGUCAGGUUUUCAUCGAAGUGUACGUACAUGGUAACAUGUACAAGGAGGAUGCUCUCAAAGCAACCGAUAUGGUCGAGUCCAUCCUGAUGCCACGGGUUUUGCCCAAGGCCCAGUGGCCUAUCCUGCGGUCACUCAUUCUGACCAAAGGUUCCAACUACGUUUUCAGAAAGACCCUCAAGGAUCCUGCCAAUGUUAACCACUGCGUCGAGACUUGGUUUUAUGUCGGUAGCAGAGAAGAUCGCGACAUUCGAACCAAGACUCUCCUUUUGGACCAGAUGCUCCAUGAGCCAGCCUUUGAUCAGCUCCGGACUAAGGAGCAACUCGGCUACAUCGUUUUCAGUGGACCUCGAGCUUUCUCGACGACUUAUGGUUUCCGCUUCCUCAUCCAGAGUGAAAUGACACCAGAGUUUCUUGACUCGCGUAUCGAGGCCUUCCUCAUGAGAUAUGCAGACACUCUGGAGAAGAUGAGCGAGACAGAAUUCGAGGGCCACAAGCGGAGUCUGAUCGUCCGGCGUUUAGAGAAGCUCAGAAACCUGGACCAGGAGUCCACUCGUCAUUGGAACCAGAUCACGAACGAAUACUACGACUUCGAGCUUGCCCAGCGCGAUGCCGCACAGAUUAAGCUCCUGACCAAACCCGAGGUCAUCGAGUUCUUCAACCAGCGCCUCAACCCUGCCUCCAGCCACAGGGCACGGUUAUCAAUUCAUCUUCAGGCUCAAGGUAAGGCUGAAGGGGUCGAUAAGCGACAGGAAGAGGCUCAGAAGAAGGCCGACGAGGAGCCCUCCCCUGGGGAUGCUGUAAAGACGGCCGAGGAAAUCACUGAUGUCAGGCUUUACAAGGCCGGUCUUACCGCAAGUUCAGGGGCCAGACCCGUCAAGGACAUUAACGAGUAUGAGGAUACGGAUGCAAAGUUGUAGAGGUUAUGUUGGGUCUUGGAAUUCUCUGGGUUAACGACUUUAUGUUCUUGAAAAGCCAAGUUGGGGGGUGGGGGGUACAUCUAGACAGAGGCGCGAUACAUUGACAUUGAAUGGUAGAGGGGAGAAGACACUGGACAGCAGGAAUCAGAUGCUUGUAAAUGCAUACUGGUAUUUGGAAACUCGUUUUAGCCAGUCAGUUUUGUACAUGACUAUAACAGCGGUCGAUCGUUCUGGGGUAGCCUUUGUUGAGACACAAAAUGAGAUGUGACUUGGUGAUGAUACUAUUGGCCAUUGCGAUGGAGUAUCCACAUUAGUAGCUAUGAUGUUUUACGCUCC